CUGGCAGCUGCUUUGCUUGUUACAGCUACAAGCAGUAGUGCUCAUUGUUCGCGCGUAUUGGAACAACAUGGUGGGCAGGAGCUGCGCGUGAAGCCUCAGAGUGAACUUGGGAGUUUUUUUUUUUUGUAGGGUGGGAGGAAUGUCAAAUGGAAUAUGGGGGCGGUUAUGCUAACAUACUCCAAUAGAGCGUACACGUCCUCCUCCUCCUAGGACCGUCAGGAGAGGGGGAGGAUUGAGUGAGAGUGACUGAUUGCCAGACAGAGGAGGCAGUUUGAAUGACGGCACACCUGGUGCUUCUGAGGGCCUUUCCCAUGUUUUGAUUGAUUUUCAUUUUAUUUUAUUUAUUCUUAUUUUUUUUUUUUUGUACUUUGUGAACUCGCUUUCAUCAAGCCGCCUCCUUGCCAUGCCGUCCAACAGUCCUGCUGCCACCGAACUGCCCCAGAUGCCAGACAACAAAACCUCCAACAAUGUGAGUGAAGAUGGAGCAGAACAGGACAGUCCAGAGGAGGCAACUCAGGGGACCCCCCCGAACAAGCGUAGAGUGGGCCGUCCGAGCAGGAAACGCAAACCGUUCCUUCCUGAGAUGGCAACCUCUGAUCCCUGUGCCCCUCCGUCUCUGCCUGAGGAGCUGGAGCCCUCCCCCUCCCCUCGCAAGAAACGUGGGCGUCGGAAAUUAGAGCAAAACGAGAGGAAUAAGGAUGAACCAGACGACAGAAGUUGUGACUCCCCCAGAGAGGGUGAGACAGGGAGGUUGCGUAGGAAACCGGUCCCCAGGGUGACUUUCCAGGCCGGAGAUCCGUACUACAUCAGCAGGAGACAGAAGGAAGAAUGGCUCAGCCGCUGGAAGAUGGAGGCAGAGAGGCGGGCUUACAGAGAAGCUGAGAUGAGCAUGAUGGAUGACCUAUCCGAAGCAGACUUUCAAAAAGAGGACGAGCCAGCCAGCCCGGAGCCUCCACCAUCCCAGCAACAAACAGACCCCGCCUCCCCGAUCGUUGCCGUAACACCCGAGCCGGUCGCAAGAGGAGACCAGGCAACGCCCAGAGAAAUAGAGUACCAGGAUGGCAGGGGCUUUGGCAUCGGUACGCUGGUGUUUGGGAAGCUGCGAGGAUUUUCCUGGUGGCCCGGCAGAAUUGUUUCCUGGUGGAUGAGCGGCCGUAGUCGAGCCGCUGACGGGACCCGCUGGGUCAUGUGGUUUGGAGACGGCAAAUUCUCUGUGGUUUGUGUGGAGAAGCUGAUGCCGCUGAGCUCUUUCUCAUCUGCCUUCCACCAGCCCACAUACAACAAACAGCCCAUGUACCGGAAAGCCAUCUUUGAGGCUCUGCAGGUGGCAAGUGUGCGAGCAGGGCGGCCCACUCCUUCCUGCGACCCGAGCGAUGAUACGGAGGGGGUUGAGCCUCAAACAAGACAGAUGAUAGAGUGGGCCAUGACAGGCUUCUUACCCAGCGGGCCGCAGUCACUGGACCCUCCUGAGGAGGAGCAGAAUCCAUACAAAGAUGUCUACUCUGAGAUGUGGGCAGAACCAGAGGCGGCGUACACUCCUCCCCCCGCUAAGAAGCCUCGCAAGAACGCAGCAGAAAAAGCAAAGAUAAGAGAGGUGAUCGAUGAAGGAACCAGAGAGAGGCUUAUACAUGAGAUUAAAAAGAAGACACGGAACAUAGAAGACAUCUGCAUCUCCUGUGGAAGCCUCAACGUCUCUCUGGAGCAUCCUCUCUUCAUGGGAGCAAUGUGCCAGGGCUGCAAAAAUUCCUUUCUGGAGUGUGCCUACCAGUAUGACGACGACGGCUACCAGUCCUACUGCACCAUCUGCUGUGGAGGCAGGGAGGUGCUCAUGUGUGGAAACAACAACUGCUGUAGGUGUUUUUGCGUGGAAUGUGUGGAUCUGUUAGUCGGCGUCGGCUCGGCAGCAGCAGCCAUUAAAGAGGACCCUUGGAACUGUUACAUGUGUGGGCCAAGAAGCAUUUACGGCUUACUGCGACGCCGGGACGACUGGCCUUGCCGCCUUCAACAUUUUUUCGCCAAUAAUCAUGAACAAGAGUUUGAGCCUGCCAAGUUGUAUACUCCAGUUGCAGCAGAGAAGAGGCAGCCAAUCAGAGUCUUAUCACUGUUUGAUGGCAUUGCCACAGGUCUCUUGGUGUUGAAGGACCUGGGCCUCCAAGUGGAUAAGUACGUAGCGUCCGAGGUGUGUGAAGACUCCAUUACUGUUGGCAUGGUCAGACACCAAGGACGCAUCAUGUAUGUCGGCGACGUGCGCAACGUAACCCAUAAACAUAUUGAAGAGUGGGGACCAUUUGACCUGGUGAUAGGAGGAAGUCCCUGCAAUGACCUCUCCAUCGUAAACCCUGCACGAAAGGGCCUUUACGAGGGAACUGGACGCUUGUUUUUUGAGUUCUACCGUCUGUUACACGAGGCUCGACCCAAAGAGGGCGAUGAGAGACCUUUCUUCUGGCUCUUUGAGAACGUGGUCGCCAUGGGAGUCAGCGACAAGCGGGACAUAUCACGCUUCUUAGAGUGCAAUCCUGUGAUGAUCGACGCCAAGGAGGUGUCUGCUGCUCACCGUGCUCGAUAUUUCUGGGGAAACUUGCCUGGCAUGUCAAGACCACUGACGGCCAUGACGAAUGACAAGCUGGACCUGCAAGAGUGUCUGGAGCACGGUCGCACAGCCAAGUUUGAGAAGUUGCGUACGAUAACGACUCGCUCCAACUCUGUGAAGCAGGGGAAAGACGAGCAUUUCCCCGUCUACAUGGACAACAAGGAGGACAUCCUCUGGUGCACUGAGAUGGAAAGGGUGUUUGGUUUCCCUGUCCACUACACCGACGUGUCCAACAUGAGUCGUCUGGCCAGGCAAAGGCUGUUGGGGCGUUCCUGGAGCGUUCCCGUCAUCAGGCACCUCUUUGCCCCUCUAAAGGAAUACUUCGCCUGCAACUAGUCACGCAACAACUCUUCUCUUCUCUCUCUCUUUCUCACACACACACACACAUUUGUGACCGCAGGUAACUGCAGAUAGUACACAGCUUGUACAUGAAGGUUGGCUGAUGCAAACGAAACAGAUGACCACACACACACACACACACACACACACUCUGCUAACAACUUCAUCCCUAGAUCUCAUAUCCCUACAUAUCAUCCAUCUACAGGCUAAUCUUGCUCCCCAGGUGCUACCUUGCUGACGUACAUACUUGCUAGUGUGUAUAUCUUCACACACACACACACACACACACACACACAACAACUUCCACUUCCACAAGACCUUAAACUGAUAUCUUCUGCUGUUUUUUGCAUUAGUUACAGUCUCCACAAAGCACCGACACCAAAAAAGAAACUUGACUAAAGUAUAGUGAAGUGAAGGUGCUGUGGUUAUCCAAAACAUGGCAUACACACACACAUACACACAGCUUCACAUCCGCGGUGCUGGCCAGUCAGUGCCACUUUCAUCUUCCUGUUCUUGGUGCUCUCUCAGAGGCGUUCCGGUCUCAGAUGUUUCAUUUUUUCACUUGCUGCAGUUUUGUGUCCCUAACAGAGUUAAGCCAAAUACCGUACUUUCAAGCAGGCACAGAUAUUACACCAGCUCUUGUGGGGUUGUUUGAGGCCUGGGAGAGAAGGAAAAUAGGAAGGAAGAAAGGAGAAGGAAAAAAAACAGGGUAACAACUUCACUCUUGUAACUUCCCUUUAGUUACAAAAAAAAAAACAUCACGGAAGUGGAUGAGUUAAACUGCACAUGGAGGGGGCCAACUAACACUGUAGCAUAUUUUCCAUUCAGUUAAGCAGGAUAAUGUUGAGAGCCCCCUAGUGGCCAAGUAUAGGUAGAAUGGUUGAUCUUCAUGCUUAUUUGGUAGGGUUUUAAAGAAAAAGUGUUUUAAGUUACUUGUCUUUUUAACUGAAAAAUGCCCUUUUAAUAUACUCUAUAUUUAUAUACAGUAGUAUAGCCCUUUUAAUUAUAGAAAAUUAUAGCAUUUAUAGCAUUAGACAGCUUUUUUAUAGCAUCAUACUAAAUGAAUUGUCAAGAACUCUGUGUGGUUAGGAGAAUCAAUUACUUAUUAUUGGUGGUGAAAUGUAGUGCAGUACUUAACUUUGACCAGAGGAGGUGCUGUUGAGUCAGAACUGCAUGGUAGCUACGGGGAAGUCAGUGUGGGAAAACCUCUUAUGCCAAUUUUCUAAUAUUUCAUUUGUGUUUUUAUUAUAGGAUGAGACCAUGCUUCCUUAAGGUUUGCUGCUAUGCAGCAAACACACAUUGAUAUGUACUGUAUAUAUAUGAAAGAACACUUUAAUUGUUUGUUAUAAAGUGGUAAAAUGUCGGAUUUAGUAAGUGUAGCAUCAUAAUGAAGUAGGAUAACAUGUUUUUUUUUUAUGAGUUUGCUCUCCCCUAUUCUUAGUUUAUAAUAAUCUUCCAGCCUCGGUGUGUAUGUUGUGUCAUAAUACAAAGUAUUGUCUAUAAAUAUACUGUAGUUGUAAGUAUAAAAUAAGUAUCUUGAAGUCAAAUUUUAUUUUCAUUAUUAGAAAAAUCAUUAGAUCAGUAAAAAUUAUUUUUAGUGUUGCAUAAGUAAUGAAGGUGUUUUGUUUGAUAACUAAAAGUGUUUUUCAUUGGUAUUGUUUAAUGUUUUGUUGCGGUUCGAAAAAUGGCUCACUUCAGUGAAGUCUAACUCAUCCAUCAAGAUUUUUAAGUCUUUGGAAGACAUAAUUAAAGGUCCCAUAUUAUAUUAUUAUAGUAUUUGACAACAAUUUUUAAAUACGUCUGGCCUGGAUGCUGAAACUGCAAAGUGUUGAACGCAAGCUUUGUUUGUUUGUCCAUAAGUGUGUAGUACCAAAAAAACUUUUUUUCCACAUACGGCCCAUCGCAAAUCUGCUUUUGUCGAAAAUAAUAGAUGCCAUUUUAGCAACACAAAAACAUAUGAUAGGAUAGUUGGCUUUUUAAGAUGUGUAGCGAAGCCUCCUUAUAAACAGUAGUCAUAAAUGCACCCUAGGGACACGUAUUACUGUUAUUACAUAAUAGUGGAGUCCGUUUUGCAUAAUAGGGGACCUUUAAAGUCCACGUAAAUCAGCAAAAGUGUGACGAUUGAGUGAAAAACAGCCUCUCUUUGUGCCUCAGCCUCUUGUGCUCUGCUCCCGCAAAAAAAAAAAAAACAUUUUUGCAGCUUGCUUGACUUCGUUGGGAUACAAAAUGUUCUCAUGAAAAACAUCCAGUGAAACCAGACCUUGACUCUGUGGACACUAUACUAGCUUUUUAUGUAGGGCUGCCUUGUCAGUAGUGGGAUCCACUUAUCCCCUCCAUAGGAAAUUGAACACAAGACAACAGGGAACAUUUCUCCUUCAGUCUGGUGCUUUUUGGUCCAAAGUCGACCAAUUUUUUUUUUUUUUUCUCUAUUGAAAGCCUUCCACUGCUCUGACCUUCCUCAGAAACCAGCUAACAACUGGACGCAAACACACGCAGUCGACACACAAUCAAAACACAAUACAGUACAACAAUAAGCCAGCAGUUUUGUCUCUUGUUUUUUUUUUUCCUCCAUCAUGUUUACUCUCUGUUUAUACAACCAAACUUCAGGUGCUUUUUUCAACCAACCUUCAGGUGCUUUUUUCAACUCUGCUCUUUAAUACAGUGCUCUUGCAGGUUACGCAGACAAACACACAUAAACAUACACACAAGCAAACACACAGUUGCUGGAAACACAUUCGGCGCGGUGCUGAUUUACUCUCAAAUGCACACAUUGCGUAGUCACUGUGUUUCUGCAGGACGGCCCGUCGCCACCUGGCCUUCUAUGGCACGGCUGGGUAUGACAUCAUCACCCUGCGCCGCAUUGGUGCUCCCUCCCCCGCCUCUCCCCCUUUCCUUACACCCUCAGAUACUGCAUGUCAGUCUGUCAGUGUAAUCUCAUGUUAGAUUAGAGAGUAAUGAUGAUGAUAAUAAUGGUAGUAUUAAUUACAAUAAUAAUCCGUUAUUGUGUGUGUGUGUGUGUGCGUGUGUGUGUGUGUGUACUGUUCCAGGUCGGUGCUCAGUUAAGCCAGCCUAGAGGGGAGAGAAGCUAGAGACUGCAGAUAUUACAGUUAGUUGUAGUGACUUUGUCUUGUCUAUGCUAGGACGUCAGGAGGUAAGAGACACUCUCAAACAAGAAAUGUGUUGGUAAAACCCGCAGAAUAUGCCUUUAAACGUCACACGGAAAGCUCUUAUCAUGCAUGAUGACUUCAGUAAAUAUCGCAGAAAUUCAAUAACCAGUGCCACACUAAUAUUAGCUCAGUGAGCAUCUAAAAACAGGGCUGUUCAGCUAGCACAGUUUCACAAAGCAAAGGACCAAGACUUCUUCAUACAAGGGGUGUCCAAACAUGUCCUGUAUUUUUCUUUUCCAAGUUCUGUUAACCCUUUUUUGUAAACUUGUAUGCACAAAUGGUGAAAUCGGUCCUACCUCGUAAUGUUAAAGAAUCCUUUAAAACAAUCCUUGAUCCAGACGCCCAUCCGGAUCACCCACAAAUUUUAGCGAGUUCUUCCAUAUCCCAUAUCCGACAAUCUUUGAAAAUUUCAUCCAAAUCCAUUUGGAACUUUUCAAGAUAUUUUAAACAUGAACAAACAUAAGUGUCGGGGGAAAAAAAAACGGAACCUCUACGCUGUGCUUGGGAGAAGUAACAAAGUUUCAUCGUCAAAUGUUUUUUUGGAAUCCUUUUUUCAUUCAUUCAUUUUCUACCGCUUAUCAUCACGAGGGCAUGCUGGAGCCUAUCCCAGCUGUCUUCAAGCGAGAGGCUGGGUGCACCCUGGACUGGUCGCCAGCCAAUCACAGGGCACAUAUAGACAAACAACCAUUCACACUCACAUUCAUACCUAUGGACAAUUUGGAGUCGCCAAUUAACCUAGCAUGUUUUUGGAAUGUGGGAGGAAACCGGAGUACCCGGAAAAAAAACCCACGCAUGCACGGGGAGAACAUGCAAACUCAUGAGUGCGGAAUCAAAUCCGAGUCUCGCUAACCACUUGGCUACCGUGCAGCCAAAAACCUGUUUGCAAUCUUCUUAAUACCAUUUCUAAAAUUAUUAGAGCCUUCCAGACAUGAAACAACACCCCUAUAGUCAUCUGUUCACUCAUUUGAGAGUGAGUCAGUUGUGAUAGUGUGUAGUAUUGCAGGGGGGGACCGGAGUACCCGGAGAAAACCCAUGCAUACACAUACAAACUCCACACAGAGAUGCCCUAGGUGGAAUCAAACUCGGGUUUUCUAGUUGUGUGGCCUUCACGCUAACCACUCGUACCUUCAGCAGGGUAAUGAUUAUUUCACAGAUGAACAGAUAGCCAAAGAUUGUGUAUAUAACAAAGAUCUCCAUUUACUGGUCGAUCUACUUUCCGACUAUCACUUAUGGUCAUGAGCUUCGGGUAGGAGAUUUCGCUGUACUGUGGCUACGGUUCUCCUUUAGAGAUACAGUAAAGUGAGAAACUCGGAGUAGAACUACUGCUCCAUCUUGUCAGGGUGCCCCCGAACACCUCCUCAGGGAGCUGUUUGGGGCACGUCCAACUGGUAGGACUGGCUGGGGAGAGGGAAUUCUGUCCUCUGAUGAGCGGUAGAUGAUGGAAUGAUGGAUGCUCAUCACUAAUGAUACUUCAAAAUCAGCGGCUGCCAUCUUAUGGAGUUCAUUAAAAAACUACAUCAAGAGGUUGCCCACAGCCGCAGAGCAUCACCUGUACAGUUGAUAAAGGGGGUGACAGUUCACGCCUGGAAUUUUCAACCUUACAGGUUUCAGCCGCGAAAAGGUUCCUCAAUGAUCCAAAUUAGCAAAAGACGUUUACAUUUCCAUAGUUGUUUUUUUUUUUUACAGACCUACAUUCCGUUUAGCGGCAGCUGUAAUUUAGUAUAUUGUGUUGAAGUAAAUAUGCUAAUCGGUCAUGUAAUAUUAUGUGUGAAUCAUGCCCACGGUCUUUUUCCGGCCAAAAUCGCUGUCAGAUGCUUGAAUCGAUGGCAGCCAUGUUUUUAAUCCAAACUGUUUUGAUUGCAACUUUAUCCACAACAACGUACCAAUCAAAAUAAAAACAUCCACAAUAUAAAUCAUGCUCAUAUUUAAUCACAAAAAUAAAAAGAAUGAAUUUCAAUGAAGCAAAAACAAGCUGGAAACGGCUGUGAUGUCAACACGUUUCUGUUUGAGAGUGCAAAAGGACAAAAAAGCCAGGGGUAAGCAUUUGAUUGAUGGACAGCUGUCGAUGAAAAGAGUUUUUCAGGCUGAGUGAUGCGCAGUUUUUAACACUGAUAUCAGAAUCACAUCAACAACAACAACAAAAAAUACCGUUCACACACAAGCCAACACUGCACAGACACGUGACACAAACACAACACCUUCAGACAAACAAUGCUGUGGCGCAUUCACACACUCAUCUCAAGGACUACAUGAACGAAGAUGAGCUUUUAGGUGAAGAGGAACUGCUGGUGUUUCAAAAAGGUGCUAAAAUUGUUUUCUGAAAAUGAGAGGAAAAAAAAAAUCUAGGAGUAUAAAUCAAGUUUGUCUUUACAAUGACUGUAUUUAAGUUUGUUGUAGUAAUGAAGAGGCACUAUUAUUAUUUUACUCUUGUAUGAAUAUGAACUAAUUAAAAGGCAUUUUAACUUUGUACUUGAACAAUGUAAGAAAAGAACCGUGAAUAAAAAAAACGACUGUUUCUUGUGAUUUAGUGCAUCGAUUGCCUGUUUUAUUUUCCACAGCGAAAAAAAACAUCA
Molecule: messenger RNA, 8669 nt
Organism: Doryrhamphus excisus (bluestripe pipefish)
Lineage: Eukaryota; Metazoa; Chordata; Actinopteri; Syngnathiformes; Syngnathidae
Source: RefSeq, a predicted model, not a curated record